AUGUCGUUCUUGUUCCUGGGGCAUGAAAUCUUUGGCAAAGGUAUAACCCCACCUGUCACAAAAGUAGCCGCUGUGAGUAACUUUCCUCGACCCAAGAACCUUCAUGCAUUGAGAGGGUUUCUAGGUCUGGCUGGUUUCUAUCAUCGCUUCAUUAAAGAUUUCUCGGAUAUAGUCAUGCCUCUUUACAAGCUAUUGAAAUUAGGAAAAAAUUUUACCUGGAGGAAGGAGCAACAAGAAGCAUUCAACGAAUUAAAGAACGCAUCGCACCUUGCUCUUGGUGCUGUUCUAUCUCAGCCUGGCGAUAACGGGCUAGAAGGUAUUGUGGAGUAUGCCAGUCGAUCAACGAAGCCUGCUGAGCGAAAUUACACAAUAACUGAGUUAGAAU
This is a messenger RNA of Cetraspora pellucida, 385 nucleotides long. NCBI's taxonomy places the organism in Eukaryota, Fungi, Glomeromycota, Glomeromycetes, Diversisporales, Gigasporaceae. The record is from the annotation of a GenBank genome assembly.